AUGACGACUAUCAAAACAAUUACAUUACCACUCUAUGUUCAAAAAUUUAUAAUUAAAUUAUUAUGUCGACAUAUAAAUAAUAAUAAUAAAUUAAUUGAACCAUCAGAUUUUUUUAUUGAUUAUAGGGAUAAUGAAGAUGAAAUUAAGAGAUUAAUAUUUUCAAUAGCAUUAGUAUCAAAAGAUUGGUUAAAAUCAUUAUCAAAUUAUUUAAAUGUUGCAGUAGAUUUCAAUUUUUUAGAAAAAGAAAAAGAUAAUCAAUUUACAAUCUUUAAAGAAGAAAACAUUAAAAUUUUAAAAAUUCACUAUGAUCAUGAAAAGAAAUAUUUUUAUAAAAUGAUACCAAGAAUAAAAAAGAAUUUAGAAGAAAUUGAAAAUAAUAAUAGUAAUAAUAAUAAUAAUAAUAGUGAAAAUAAUAAUAAUGAAAAUAAUAUUAAUAAUAUUUUAAUUGAUAAUGAAGAAGAAAAUAAAAAAUAUAUUGAAAAAGAGAUUAGUUUAAAAUUUGUUAAUAAAAGGUUAGAAAAUUUAUCAAAGAAUGGAAUUUUUAAAAAAUUAAUAUUUAGAAAUAUAAAUACUCAUCAAAAUAUUGAUAUUAUUGAUCAACUUUUUGAAUGUGAAGCAACUGAAGAAGGUUUACAAGUAUUAGAAUUUGAAUUGAAUGAAGAUACAACAAUGGAAAGAAUUAAUCAUUAUAAGAAAAAGAUUAAAAAAGUUUUCUCUAUUAUAAUUAAUGAAUGUUUAAAUGAAGAAUUAAUAGUUGAUGUUUUUAAAAAUUGGUCAAAAGAUUUAAAUCAAUUUUAUAUAAUUUCAUGUAGCAUUACACCAUUUCCGAUAUUUCAAAUUUUAGCUGGUAUUGGUGAAAUUACUUCAUUCACUUCUGAUUUUUUAAAUGAUAGUAGUAAUUGUAUAAAUAAUAACAAUAAUACCACUACUACUACUAAUAAUAAUAAUAUUGAUAAUAAUAAACCAUAUAAAACUGGUAUAAAUUAUUUAUCAAAUAUUCAAUUUUUUGAGAUUUAUGGUAUGGAAAUAACAUUUGAUGAAUUGGAAGUAUUGAUUACACCAAAGAUAACGCCUAAAUUAAGAUACUUAUCAAUUAAUAUAUGUUUUGAUAAGUUGAUGUAUUUUUUAGCAACUGAACAGGAAAGAGUGAAAUUAAACAUUCCAAGAUGUAAUUGUUGUAGUCUUUUAAACGAACAAUUUGGUUAUGACCCACAAGAUCAAAAAGAUUUCGAUGCUCAUUGGGCAACCAUUUCAAAUUUGUUAAAAAAUAAUAAAACUUUGAAAGCUUUGGAUUUAGGUCACGAAUGUACUGACGCUGGUGAACUUAUGAAUUGGGGAGACACUUUUCCAACUAGUUUUGUUGAAAGAGUUGGUGCUUUAGUAUCCUCAAUUCCAAAUUUAAGUAGAUUCAUCAUGAUGGGUGCUAAUUGUCCACAAAUAUUUCACGAAAUUGCAAAACAAAAUAAAUCAAUCAUUCAUUUCGAAUCUGGUAUCCUAUCUGGUCUAACAGAUCAUUCAAAUUAUGCAUUAUCUUUGGAAACUCUAAUUGAAAAUAAUCCACAUAUCGAAUCUUUUAAUUUCUCAAAAUUUUGCUUUGCUUUAGAAAAUGGUUCAUAUUCUUAUAAAAAAAUUUCAGUAUUUAAUUUUCCAAAAAAAUAA
Dictyostelium discoideum AX4 is the source of this 1659-nucleotide messenger RNA. RefSeq lists its product as hypothetical. The transcript has a single exon. The record is from RefSeq and is a predicted model, not a curated record. NCBI's taxonomy places the organism in Eukaryota, Evosea, Eumycetozoa, Dictyosteliales, Dictyosteliaceae. Bases 1 to 1659 code for a protein of 552 amino acids.